Felis catus (domestic cat) is the source of this 5305-nucleotide messenger RNA. It is a transcript of the gene NDNF, whose product is annotated as neuron derived neurotrophic factor. The coding region runs from base 604 to 2310 and encodes 568 amino acids. NCBI's taxonomy places the organism in Eukaryota, Metazoa, Chordata, Mammalia, Carnivora, Felidae. Gene Ontology annotation, biological process: extracellular matrix organization. Gene Ontology annotation, molecular function: protein binding. The transcript is spliced from 5 exons. The record is from RefSeq and is a predicted model, not a curated record.
GCGGAGCGAACCGAGCCGCGCACCCGCCGCCGCCGUCGCCCCGCGCGCCCCGCUCUCCUUGCGCCGCACUCCAGCCAGGCGCCGGUGCCCCGAGCGGCCGCCCGCGGAGCCCGCGACAGCCCCCGCGGGGCUGGCAGCAUCCUCGCGGCGCCCAGCCCCCGCACGUUCCCGGCCUUUUAAAAGGACCUCCCGCCACUUCCCCACUCUGCCCAGGGAUCCCCCAGCCCCGCGCUGCUCCCCGCUCCACUUCGAAGCAACUUCGGCUGCCGCGCGCCGCCAGCCCUCGCCCGCCUUUGAAGUUUGCAGCGCCCACCGCAAAGUUGGGACACUUCGGCCGAUUUAAUUUUUCUCUAUUAUCGGCCUCCUCCUCCGCCUCCCAGCCCCUUCGGUUCCUGAGUACUGGUGCUUAGCAUCUUGGCCGGUGCCGGGGACGUGGACUGUUUCGCACACCACACCUCGUGGAGGGAUUUUUCCUCUCGCCCUCCCAGGAAAAGCAAACCGAUUUUUUUUAAGUGUCUCAGUCCAGAAAGUCAGGAAGCAUCCUUCCUCUGUCAGAACACCUACUCUUUAAACCGCUCUGUUCUGUUUAACAGCUUUGUCAGGAUGGUGCCUCUCCAUUGGUGUCUGCUGUGGUUGCUACUACCACUCAGCUCAAGGACUCAGAAGUUACCCACUCGAGAUGAGGAACUUUUUCAGAUGCAGAUCCGGGACAAAGCAUUUUUUCAUGAUUCAUCAGUAAUUCCAGAUGGAGCUGAAAUUAGCAGUUAUCUCUUUAGAGACACACCUAAAAGGUAUUUCUUUGUGGUUGAAGAAGACAAUACUCCACUAUCAGUCACAGUGACUCCCUGCGAUGCACCUUUAGAGUGGAAGCUGAGUCUCCAAGAGCUGCCAGAAGAGGCAAGCGGGGAAGGCUCAGGUGACCCAGAGCCUCUGGAGGAACAGAGGCAGCAGAUCAUUAAUGAGGAAGGCACAGAAUUAUUCUCCUACAAAGGCAAUGAUGUGGAGUAUUUUAUAUCUUCUAGUUCUCCAUCUGGUUUGUAUCAGUUGGAGCUUCUUUCAACAGAGAAAGACACACACUUCAAAGUCUAUGCCACCACAACCCCAGAGUCUGAUCAGCCCUACCCCGAAUUACCUUACGACCCAAGAGUAGAUGUCACGUCCCUGGGACGCACCACAGUCACCUUGGCCUGGAAACCGAGCCCUACAGCGUCUCUGCUGAAACAACCCAUUCAGUACUGUGUGGUCAUCAACAAAGAGCACAAUUUCAAAAGUCUCUGUGCCGUUGAAGCAAAACUGAGUGCAGAUGAUGCUUUUAUGAUGGCUCCAAAACCCGGGCUGGACUUCAGCCCCUUUGACUUUGCCCACUUUGGAUUUCCUUCAGAUAAUUUGGGUAAAGAACGCAGCUUCCUAACCAAGCCUUCCCCCAAACUGGGGCGGCAUGUCUACUCGAGGCCCAAGGUUGACAUUCAGAAAAUCUGCAUAGGAAAUAAGAACAUCUUCACCGUCUCAGACCUGAAACCCGACACGCAGUAUUACUUUGACGUCUUCGUGGCCAACAGCAACAGCAACAUGAGUACGGCUUACGUGGGCACCUUCGCCAGGACCAAGGAAGAGGCAAAACAGAAGACGGUCGAGCUCAAAGAUGGAAAAGUGACAGACGUAUUUGUCAAACGGAAGGGAGCCAAGUUUUUGCGGUUUGCCCCGGUCUCUUCACACCAAAAAGUCACUUUCUUCAUUCACUCUUGUCUGGACGCUAUCCAGAUCCAAGUGAGAAGGGAUGGGAAGCUUCUUCUGUCGCAGAAUGUGGAAAGCAUUCGGCAGUUUCAGCUCAGAGGAAAACCUAAAGCCAAGUAUCUCAUUCGCCUGAAAGGACACAAGAAAGGAGCAUCUAUGUUGAAAAUACUAGCGACCACAAGGCCGAGUAAGCAGCCAUUUCCCUCUCUUCCCGAAGACACAAGAAUCAAAGCCUUCGACAAGCUCCGCACCUGUUCUUCGGCCACGGUGGCUUGGCUGGGCACUCAGGAGAGGAACAAGUUCUGCAUCUACAAAAAGGAAGUGGAUGAUAACUACAAUGAAGACCAGAAGAAAAGAGAGCAAAACCAAUGCCUCGGACCAGAUACAAGGAAGAAAUCGGAAAAGGUCCUCUGUAAAUAUUUCCACAGUCAAAACCUACAGAAAGCAGUGACCACAGAAACAAUUAAAGGACUUCUGCCUGGAAAAUCUUACCUGCUGGAUGUUUAUGUCAUAGGACAUGGGGGGCACUCAGUGAAGUAUCAGAGUAAAGUCGUGAAAACCAGGAAGUUCUGUUAGUUACCUCACAGAGAGAGAUACUAUUACAUAGAACUGCAGGAGAGACACGAAAUCACUUUCAGUAUAAACUGACUACUCCCACAGCUGAGAGAAGUUGUGACUGGUACUGGGGAAGGAAGGAUAUCAACUUGUGUACAUGGAUGUUUAUAUGAGUAACUGUUGAGGAGCCUUGUUCUAGUGUGCCCCGAUGGCACCUAGCGUGUGUCUGCUGCCCGUGGAUGUCAAAGAUAGAGGACAUCUUGAAGGAACUGCCAUCUCUUGCUUUGACCACUGCAUGAACUGCUUCUAAAUUAUUUUAUUACCUAAAAAUCUAAGAUAAUGCCAUUCAUUGCACACAUCCACAAAAUGCAAAUCAUUCCUCUCUAUAGAUGCUAGGAUAUAUAUAAAUUAUUUUAUAAAGUUGUUUUAAAUGUCAGUGUUUCUAUGAUUGUAAACUAUUAAAUUCUUUUCCUGUUAAAGUACAGAUCUAAUCUAAGUAUAUUAAGUGGACAGCCCUCUAGUCAGUUAUAUUGCUAUUGUAAAUUCUUAUCCGUUGAGUAAAAUGUUUAAAUACUAUAUGUAUCUCAUGUACAAAGUUGACAUACAUUAUAUUCAUGUACAUAAAAUUAAAGAUAUUAGAUUAUAUACUGUUCAUUUUCCCAAGCAGCUACCACGGUGUAUUCAAUUUCUAUUCUGUUCACAAAACUGCGUCUUUAUAGAAUUUGGCACCAGAAUUGACCCUUUUUUUUUUUAACAGUUAAGAAAGCAUGUUGCAUCUCUCUAAAGUUUCUGUGGCAUUAGAGAGAGUUGCUACAAUUUGUAUUUUGACACUGAAUUGGAGCUGGAGCCAGGUAUCAGCAGGGUUGAGGGAGCUCUAAUAGACUUGUUUUAAAAGAAUAGGAUAAGCCAAACACUGUAGCUUGGUAAGUGUUCAACAAAUCAUUCUUAAUGACCUAAAAUGUAUUUCAUUUAUUUUAAACAUAAGCAUCUGUUUUAAAUACAAAAUUGGGACAUUGCAAGUAUUUUCCAUCUUCUUGAAUAUUAGCAAAAUAUUUCUUUUAAUUUCUACCUGAAGCAGUCUAGCAACCACCAGUUAGGACUCGAGCUAGAAAUGAGGAAACGACAGAAGCUACUGUUUUGUAACAUUAACAGUCUGAUACUUUGAUUUGUCACGAAUUUUUACAAAGUAAUUUAGGUGUAAGAUAAAAUAUAGGCAAAUAAUAACAGAAACCGUUUAGCAAAGACUGCACAAAGAGCCGCUUCAGAUGGUUUCAUUCUCCACAGUUCUAUACAUGAGAUGUCACGAGAACAUUGGCUCAGGAUUCAGAGAGUGUAAAGUCUGUCAUCACCAAAGCCACAUAACCUUAAGAAAAUCUAGUAACUCCCUUUGCCCCCCUUUUCCAUUUAUAAAUUAGGUGGUGACAGAUUCAGAUAAGGAGACAUUAUAAGAUACCUUCUUUAUAAGACAUUGUCUUUUGUAGAAUUCUGUGAGUCUUAAAUUGCAAGGUGCUCCUGUAACUACAAGUGGGGACAGAUAUAAUCUCUUAACCUCUACACUGUCCCCUACAUGCAGGCACCACCUUUCAUACAGUGGGCAUGCAUCCGUCGCAUUCCUAUGGAGCACAGAAUUGCUUUGGCUAAGAUAAGUAUAAGUGGUGGCCAAUAGGAAAGGUGCUCUGAUCACCUUAGGAUAAAAUAUUCCCGCUAAAAAUCUAUCCUCCCACUCCUCUAGGUUAUGAUAUUAAAAGGAAAUUGAUCACAUCCAGAUAAAACAGUAAUGACACCUGAAAGAAUUUUUAAAAAGAAAAAAAGAACACGUACCGAAGCCAGGUAGCCUAUCAGACUGGAAGGAGAACUUUAAAAUUGACAAUAUCCCAGAGAUGUUAACAUCCUAAGCUAUAAACGUGGUGCAUUUGGAGGGAGAACCAACUUUCUCAUAUUACUCACUAAUAUGUUAUUACAGACCAAAGUGCUAAAUGGAGCCACAGUGGAUCAAAGAGUUAUUGCAGCUUCUGAAGGCAAUGGACUUAACUCUCAGAUAUUGCUUAAUGCCUGGGAACCCCUGGGAACAGGGCCAACUCAAUUUAGCCAAGUUUUUGCUUUUCAGCCAGCUGUGAUGCUGGUUACUACAUAGUUUGGAUAAAUUUGAGAAUUCUUUCAUGGCCCCAGUGAAAUUUACCUUUUAGAACUUGUAGGGAAAUUAAAUACACAUUGUGAAACUUUUAUCAGUCACAAAGAAAGGGUAAAACCUAUUAAAAAUAAAGAUCUCAUUUACGAAUAUGUUAGAAUUUUAGCAGCACUCAGGUGAGCUGGAGACAAGAAAGAAAAAAAUUGUUCUUAAUUAACAAAGAACUAGAAAGUAGCUAAUACAAAAGCACCACCUUAUCUUCUUUAAACUCCAGGAUAGCUGUUUUGAGAACAGGGCUUUUAGAAUCCCAAGGAUAGCCAUAGUAUCAUUGAGGAGGGAAGAAUCUUUGAGGACACUUAAUUCAAGGUCACUCUCUUUAUUUUUCAGGUGCAGAAGAAAUUAAAGAUCAGAGAAAUAAAAAUAAAAUUCUCAUGGUCGAAACAGAGAGUGGAAUUGCCCAGAUUCGAAAAUAUUUACCAGAAUGUAAAUCACUAAUUCUUGAGGGGGAAAUGUGACUUGUGGAUCAUUUUCCAAAAGUAAAUAAUUUUUUUGUCUUAUUUAUUACUUAAAAGGAACUUAUUCUUAAAGGCCAUUUCAGAUUUUCUUAAGAAUGUGUGUAACCUAUGACUGACUUCAAACUUGUAAGAAAAAAAAUUAGUUAUUUUCAGAGACAUGAAGUAUUUUAGGUUUUCAUGCACAUACAAACUUGAGGCUAUAAGAUCAUUAAUCAACUAUUGUAAUGAUAAGCCCUGUAUUUUUUGAAUCGAAAACUAUUCAGAAUCUAUAAAAAAAUUAUAGCAGAUGAUUUUCUUGGUUAAAUUAUUUUGUAAUCAAUGUCUAGCUUAAAUUUUUAAGUGUGAAGCAUUAAAGCGUAUGUGCUGGAAAGGA